UAUAUCGAUACAUAUCGCCCGUACUAUGAAAUUUCUUGAGCUACGUACUGCAACAAACAUCAUCACUAGUACUGGCGACGGGGAGGCGGGAUGACAAGACUUCUGUCGUCGUACCUUCUCACCGUGAUCUUCACCGUGUUCUUGCUUUUGCUCAAAGCCUCGGCCGCCGGCACUCCAUCUGACACACUCAGCAGCAGCAGCAACAUCACCGAUGGCGAGACGUUGGUCUCAUCCGGCAGCUCCUUCACCUUGGGCUUCUUCUCCCCGGCCGGCGUGCCAGCCAAGAGAUAUCUUGGCGUCUGGUUCACCAUGUCACCAGAGGCCAUCUGUUGGGUGGCCAACCAAGAAACACCCCUCAACAACACCUCAGGCGUGCUGGUCGUCGACGACAGCACCGGCACCCUUCGCCUUCUCGACGGCUCUGGCCACACCGCGUGGUCUUCUUCCAGUUCCACCACGACGACGAGUUCCGCUCCUCCUCCACCUGUCGUGCUGCCGCAGGCACAGCUCCUCGAUUCUGGCAACCUAGUCGUUCGCGAUCAGAGCACCGGCGACGUGCUAUGGCAGUGGUUCGAUCACCCGGGGAACACCUACCUCGCCGGCAUGAAAUUCGGCAAGAACCUCCGGACUGGCGCUGAGUGGACCACGACGUCGUGGCGUGCGUCCAACGACCCGGCGCCCGGAGACUACUGGCGUUCCCUGGACACCAGGGGCCUCCCGGACACCAUAACUUGGCAUGGCAACGUCAAGAUGUACCGGACGGGGCCCUGGAACGGGCAGUGGUUCAGCGGCAUCCCGGAGAUGGCGUCGUACUUGGACCUGUACUCCAACCAGCUCGUCGUCGGCGCCGACGAGAUCGCGUACUCCUUCAACACCACGGCCGGCGCGCCGAUCUCCAGGCUACUGCUGAAUGAGAACGGCGUGAUGCACCGGCUGGGGUGGGAUCCGGUGAGCCUGGUGUGGACCUCGUUCGCGGAGGCGCCGAGGGACGUCUGCGACAACUACGCCAUGUGCGGCGCGUUCGGGCUGUGCAACAUGAACACGGCGUCCACGAUGUUCUGCAGCUGCGCCGUGGGGUUCAGCCCCGUGAACCCGUCUCAGUGGUCCAUGAGGGAGACCCAUGGCGGGUGCCGGAGGGACGUGCCGCUGGAGUGCGGCAACGGGACGACGACAGACGGGUUCAAGAUGGUGCGGGCGGUGAAGCUGCCGGACACGGACAACACAACGGUGGACAUGGGCGUGACGCUGGAGCAGUGCAGGGAGAGGUGCCUCGCCAACUGCGCUUGCGUGGCCUACGCCGCCGCCGACAUCCGAGGCGGUGACCAUGGCUGCGUCAUGUGGACGGAUGCGAUCGUGGAUGUUCGAUACAUUGACAAAGGGCAGGAUAUGUACCUGAGGUUAGCAAAGUCUGAAUUAGUUGAGAAGAAGAGGAAUGUGGUACUAAUAAUCUUGCUGCCAGUUACGACAUGUCUGCUUGCCCUCAUGGGGAUGUUCUUUGUCUGGGUAUGGUGCAGGCGCAAGCUUAGAGGCAAACGACGAAACAUGGAUAUCCAUAAGAAGAUGAUGCUAGGACACUUGGAUGAGACAAAUACACUUGGUGAUGAAAAUCUCGACCUUCCGUUUUUUAGCUUUGAUGAUAUUGUUUCUGCAACAAAUAAUUUUGCUGAAGACAAUAUGCUCGGGCAAGGAGGCUUCGGGAAAGUUUAUAAGGGUAUUCUAGGCGAAAACAGAGAGGUCGCGAUCAAAAGGCUCAGUCAGGGCUCUGGACAAGGCACAGAUGAAUUCAGAAAUGAGGUAGUUCUAAUUGCGAAAUUGCAGCACAGGAACCUUGUUAGGCUCCUUGGUUGCUGCAUUCAUGGAGAUGAGAAGUUGCUAAUUUACGAAUAUCUACCAAACAAAAGCUUGGAUUCCUUCAUUUUUGAUGCUGCAAGGAAAAACGUUCUUGAUUGGCCAACAAGGUUCAGGAUAAUCAAAGGAAUAUCAAGGGGAGUUCUUUAUCUGCACCAGGAUUCAAGAUUGACAAUUGUGCACCGAGAUCUGAAAACAAGCAACAUAUUGUUGGAUGCAGAUAUGAACCCUAAGAUAUCAGAUUUUGGUAUGGCAAGAAUCUUUGGAGGGAACCAACAAGAAGCAAAUACUAACCGAGUUGUUGGGACAUAUGGUUACAUGUCUCCUGAAUAUGCAAUGGAUGGAGCUUUUUCUGUCAUGUCUGAUACAUAUAGCCUUGGUGUUAUACUCUUGGAGAUCAUAAGCGGUUUGAAAAUCACUUCGACUCACUCCACGAGCUUCCCUAGCCUAUUAGCUUAUGCAUGGAGCUUAUGGAAUGAUGGCAAGGCAAUGGAUUUGGUGGACUCUUUUGUUCUUGAAAGUUGUUCGGCAAAUGAAGCUUUGAGGUGCAUCCACAUAGGACUCUUGUGUGUGCAAGACAAUCCGAAUAGUAGGCCACUUAUGUCAACAGUUGUGUUCAUGUUGGAGAACGAAACCACGUUACUUUCAGUCCCAAAACAGCCCAUGUACUUCUCGCAAUGGUAUUUAGAAGCUCAAGGAACAGGAGAAAAUACAAAUAGCUCCAUGAAUAACAUGACUGUCACAGUGUUGGAGGGACGGUAAUGGUAAAUGGUUCAGUUACAUUUGUUUAUCAAUAUAUUGGGACAAGAGUUGGAGUACAACUCAUA
Messenger RNA from Sorghum bicolor (sorghum), 2675 nucleotides. RefSeq names its product G-type lectin S-receptor-like serine/threonine-protein kinase At4g27290. Gene Ontology annotation, molecular function: ATP binding; protein serine/threonine kinase activity. The coding region runs from base 91 to 2610 and encodes 839 amino acids. The transcript is spliced from 7 exons. Lineage: Eukaryota; Viridiplantae; Streptophyta; Magnoliopsida; Poales; Poaceae. The record is from RefSeq and is a predicted model, not a curated record. Gene Ontology annotation, biological process: recognition of pollen; protein phosphorylation.